Messenger RNA from Tupaia belangeri chinensis (Chinese tree shrew), 3126 nucleotides. RefSeq names its product PWP2 small subunit processome component (gene PWP2). Bases 1 to 2751 code for a protein of 916 amino acids. NCBI's taxonomy places the organism in Eukaryota, Metazoa, Chordata, Mammalia, Scandentia, Tupaiidae. Gene Ontology annotation, cellular component: Pwp2p-containing subcomplex of 90S preribosome; small-subunit processome. Gene Ontology annotation, biological process: maturation of SSU-rRNA from tricistronic rRNA transcript (SSU-rRNA, 5.8S rRNA, LSU-rRNA); ribosomal small subunit assembly. Gene Ontology annotation, molecular function: protein binding. The transcript has 21 exons. The record is from RefSeq and is a predicted model, not a curated record.
AUGAAGUUUGCCUACCGGUUUUCAAAUUUGCUGGGCACAGUUUAUCGGCGUGGAAACUUAAAUUUUACAUGUGAUGGGAAUUCAGUUAUCAGUCCUGUGGGGAACAGAGUCACGGUAUUUGAUCUUAAAAACAACAAAUCUGACACACUGCCCUUGGCCACUCGGUAUAAUGUCAAGUGUGUGGGACUGUCCCCAGAUGGUCGCCUUGCUAUCAUUGUCGAUGAAGGGGGUGAUGCACUGCUGGUCAGCCUGGUCUGCAGGUCCGUGCUCCACCACUUCCACUUCAAGGGCUCAGUGCACAGUGUCUCCUUCUCCCCUGAUGGCAGGAAGUUUGUUGUCACAAAAGGCAACAUUGCCCAGAUGUACCAUGCCCCUGGGAGGAAGCGAGAAUUCAAUGCGUUUGUCCUGGACAAAACCUACUUUGGACCGUACGAUGAGACCACAUGCAUCGAUUGGACAGAUGACUCCAAGUGCUUUGUGGUCGGCAGCAAAGACAUGUCCACCUGGGUGUUUGGAGCAGAACGCUGGGACAACCUCAUCUACUACGCUCUGGGAGGACACAAGGAUGCCAUUGUGGCCUGUUUCUUCGAGUCCAACAGCCUGGACCUGUACUCACUCAGCCAGGAUGGAGCCCUGUGUGUGUGGCAGUGUGACACAUCCCCUGAGGGCUUGAGGCUGAAGGCCCCUGCGGGUUGGAAGGCUGACCUACUGCAGCGCGAGCAGGAGGAGCAGGAGGAGGAGGGGGAGAAGGAGACCACCAUCCGUGGGAAGGCCACACCAGCUGAGGACGAGCGGACAGGCAAAGUGAAGUACUCGCGGCUGGCCAAAUACUUCUUCAAUAAGGAAGGAGAUUUCAACAACCUGACAGCUGCUGCCUAUCACAAGAAGACCCACCUCCUGGUCACUGGUUUUGCUUCUGGGGUCUUCCAUCUUCAUGAGCUCCCAGAGUUCAACCUCAUCCACUCCCUAAGCAUCUCAGAUCAGAGGAUCUCCUCAGUCGCCAUCAACAGCUCUGGGGACUGGAUCGCCUUUGGCUGCACAGGCCUGGGCCAGCUGCUGGUGUGGGAGUGGCAGAGCGAGUCGUAUGUGCUCAAGCAGCAGGGUCACUUCAACAGCAUGGUGACGCUGGCCUACUCUCCUGAUGGGCAGUAUAUCGCCACCGGUGGGGACGACGGCAAGGUCAAGGUGUGGAACACCCUGAGUGGCUUCUGCUUUGUCACUUUCACGGAGCACUCAAGUGGGGUGACUGGUGUGACCUUUACUGCUACUGGGUACGUCAUCGUGACCUCGUCCAUGGAUGGGACCGUGCGGGCCUUUGAUCUUCAUAGGUACCGAAACUUCCGCACCUUCACGUCCCCACGCCCCACCCAGUUCUCCUGCGUGGCUGUGGACACAAGCGGGGAGGUCGUUGCUGCUGGGGCUCAGGACUCCUUUGAGAUCUUCGUGUGGUCCAUGCAGACAGGCAGGCUCUUGGAUGUUAUAUCUGGCCACGAGGGGCCCAUCAGUGGCCUGUGCUUCAGCCCAAUGAAGUCCAUCCUGGCUAGUGCAUCCUGGGACAGGACAGUGCGCCUGUGGGACAUGUUUGACAGCUGGAGGACCAAAGAGACUCUGGCCCUGACCUCUGACGCUCUGGCUGUGACUUACCGUCCUGAUGGCGCCGAGCUGGCUGUGGCCACACUGAACUCACAGAUCACCUUCUGGGACCCUGAGAAUGCCGUGCAGACGGGCUCCAUUGAGGGCAGGCACGACCUCAAGACGGGCAGGAAAGAGCUGGACAAGAUUACAGCCAAACACUCAGCGAAGGGGAAGGCCUUUACCACCCUGUGCUACUCUGCUGAUGGCCAGAGCAUCCUGGCAGGAGGCAUGUCCAAGUUUGUGUGCAUUUACCACGUCCGGGAGCAGAUCCUCAUGAAGAAGUUUGAGAUCUCUUGCAACCUUUCUCUGGAUGCCAUGGAGGAGUUUUUAAACAGAAGAAAAAUGACAGAGUUUGGCAACCUGGCCUUGAUUGAUCAAGAUGCGGGGGAGGAGGAUGGAGUUGCGAUACCAUUGCCAGGAGUGAGGAAAGGCGACAUGAGUUCUCGGCACUUCAAACCUGAAAUCAGGGUGACCUCACUUCGCUUCUCUCCCACUGGGCGCUGCUGGGCUGCUACCACUACGGAGGGGCUCCUAAUCUACUCCCUGGAUGCCCAGAUGCUGUUUGACCCUUUUGAACUGGACACCAGUAUCACCCCUGGGCAGAUCCGUGAGGCACUGCGCCAGCAGGCAUUCACCAGAGCCAUCCUUAUGGCUUUGAGGCUCAACGAGAAGAAGCUGGUGCAGGAGGUCCUAGAGUCGGUACCCAAGGAUGAGAUUGAAGUCGUCAGCUCCUCCCUCCCUGAGUUGUAUGUAGAGAAAGUGCUCGAGUUUUUAGCUUCCUCCUUUGAGGUGUCUCGCCACCUGGAAUUCUACCUAAUGUGGACUCAGAAGCUGCUCCUGUUGCAUGGCCAGAAGCUGAAGGCCAGAGCAGGGAAGCUGCUGCCAGUGGUCCAGUUCCUUCAGAAGAGCAUCCAGCGGCACUUGGAUGACAUUUCUAAACUCUGUGAUUGGAACCGCUACAACAUUCAGUAUGCCUUGGCACUUUCCAAGCAACGGGGCAUGAAACGCCCCUCAGAAGGGCUGGACAGUGAAGAGGAAACAGAGACUUCUGAUGAUGACAGUCUACAUCUGCUCAGGGGAGGCACAGAUGGAGAGGAAGAAGAGUUGCUGGCCUAGAGUGCCAAGGGGACAGGACCCUCACACCACCAGGGCCCAGGAAAUAGGAGGGGCCCGGGAGGUGACUUCUCCUUUAAGACCCAGCACGCAACCUGCCAGGACUGAUGUCAUCAGUGCCUGGGGCUGGCAGGUGCUUCGCACUAGGCCCAGGAGACAGACAGUAUGGGUUCUUGCUCCCUGACAGAUGGGGAGGUGUCUGCUGUUGGACACAUUGUUGAGAGAGGUGAACAGGUCCAUGUUGUGGGCUCAUGAACUUUCUCUGAGAGUAUUUAUAUUUUUUAAAGUUCAUAUGAUGAAUUUAGUUAUAAAAAAUGGGAUUUCCUAAAAUGUGAGGAUUAAGUCUACAAUGGAUUAAAAACAUUUGUAUAUACCACA